UCAGUUGAACUGCCAAAACAUUUUGUGUUGAUUCCGAACAAAUCUAUCACUCUGUUUCGAGGGCAGGAUAGCAGAGUAACUUGUGAAUGUGAUGGUGCUGCAGAUGCUACUCUAAAGUGGGAAAAGAAAGUGAAUAAAGGAUCAUUUUCGGUUGUACCCGAAAGUAAAGUCACCAUCAACAAAGAUCUGCUAACCAACAGAGUGCAGGCUAUUCUGGAGAUUGUUAAUGCCCAAUUAACAGACUCUGGUUCCUACAAAUGCACCGUAAUGGUAGAACCUGAUAAAUCAGAUUAUAGGUUGACAACUGUGAGAGUUAUAGGUAGGUUUGUCAGGUUUUUACACAUUGAAUAAUAACUGGGCUUUUACUGGCAGGCAUUGGGUUCCUAAAUACGAGAAAGCUCCGUCCCGAAGUGAAACCCGUUACCCAAGUUCUGCUGUAUUUACUUCUACCAUUUUGACAAAAAAGGUAUAGCCCUUUCGACCAUCCAUUAACAAACUGGCUUCAUCCCUUUUCUAAACCCUUGGAAUAAAGCUAAUGAAUGAUGUUAAGGGAGAACAGCCACACGUACAGCACUCUCGAUGUUUGAGUUUAAUCCCUUUCUGGAACCACCCGCGGCAAUUCAAAUAAAAUCUCUUUGACCGUCCUUUGCCAAAUUUGAUCUCUUAAUAACAUUUUGAUUUUAUUUCAUCUUCAUUUAUUGGCAUAGCUUAGUAAAUCCCUAAAGUAAUAGGGCGAGGAUCUGAAAAAUACGGGUAAAAAUUUCUUCGGGGAAAUCCUGUUCGAUAAUGAUGAAAUAGUAAGAUCAACGUGUUUUCGUUUUCCACGGCAGCUCAGUUGGCAGACCACUUCAGGCUGAGACCACGCAGAUCAGUAACUGUGCUACAAGGCAAGGAGGUAAAAGUCAAAUGUGAAUCAAAGGGUGUUUCAGUCACCAAGUUACAGUGGAAAAAACAAACAAUUACAGGGGAUGUACCUGUUCCAGACAACAUGGUCACUUUUGUUAGAGAUAAAUCCACCAAAGCCAUGAAGGCUAUCCUCAAGAUCCCGAAUGCUAAAAUUGAAGAUGCUGGUCUGUACAAGUGCGUGUUGACGGCUUUUGGCAAGACUGACUUCAAGCGGAUCAAAAUAACAGUUAAAGGUUAG
Molecule: messenger RNA, 1144 nt
Organism: Porites evermanni
Lineage: Eukaryota; Metazoa; Cnidaria; Anthozoa; Scleractinia; Poritidae
Source: the annotation of a GenBank genome assembly